Molecule: messenger RNA, 423 nt
Organism: Triticum dicoccoides
Lineage: Eukaryota; Viridiplantae; Streptophyta; Magnoliopsida; Poales; Poaceae
Exons: 3
Coding region: 1-423 (140 amino acids)
Source: RefSeq, a predicted model, not a curated record
AUGGGCUGGGGCCUGGGACCCUGCGCCGCAGCGGGGGCGAUGACGGGGGCGCAGGUGGAGGCGGCGCUCAACCGCAAGAACGUCGAGGUGCUCCAGGGCGAGGAGGAGCACGCCGCCACGGUGCUGCCGGACGAGACCAUCGGCGGAGCGCUUGACGGCGGCGAGGACGCGUCGUGGGUGCCCGACCAGGACACUGGUGUCUUCGUCCCCGCCGGCGCCGAUUCUCACGGCGGCGGCUCGGCUGCCGCUCCACCGCACCUAUUCGGAGGUGCCACGGAGGGGUUAGCGGCGUCUUCGACGGCGUCGGUGCUGGACCAGGCGGUGUUCGUCCGGGAGGAGGAGAUGGAGGACGUGGAGAGUCCCGCCGCCGUCGAUGUGGCCAACGUCAACGUAGACGUCAACGGCAGCAUCAAGAACUACUAG